Messenger RNA from Spizellomyces punctatus DAOM BR117, 1035 nucleotides. RefSeq lists its product as uncharacterized. Bases 1 to 1035 code for a protein of 344 amino acids. The record is from RefSeq and is a predicted model, not a curated record. NCBI's taxonomy places the organism in Eukaryota, Fungi, Chytridiomycota, Chytridiomycetes, Spizellomycetales, Spizellomycetaceae. The transcript has 11 exons.
AUGCGUCCAACGCGGGCCAAGAUAACAGAUGCAAUUUCUGCGAUUGAGCGAUGCUUCUUACGCAAUCAGGACGGAACAAAUAGCGUGAAAGAUUCUACCGAUAGUCUGUCGAUCACCGAGAUGACAGAGCUACUGGAAAGCUUACGUGGAAGCAUACAGAGGGCGGUAUCGGUAGAACAGACCAGAAAGCCAGAGUUCGACAUUUUUCUUUUAACAUUUCAGCGGUGGCUUUUGACGGAUAUCGCGCGGGAUCAAGCUCUACUUUGUGACUUGCUGCUUCCAAUCCUGAACGAGGCAUUACCUCCUUCAGCAUCAAUUACCCCCCAGACUGCCCCUUUUGUAGAGAAAACACUCCAAUUUGUGAGAGACACAAUUUUACGGUGCUCUGUUGCUAAGGAUUUGAUAGGCAAACAUAUGAUCGGACGACUUGUGGCAACAGCCGUGUGUGUUCAUGCAUCUACCAUGUUGAAGAGACAAGCCUUGGACAUCUUAAACUCUCUUCUGGCUAAGAGCAAGGAAAACAAAGCCCUUCUGACCAGUCAUACCUGCCUCACCGAUCUAGACAACCUUGUUCAUCUAUUGAAGAACGCUGGAGAUGUGGAACUCCAAACUCAGCUGGUCGAAUUGCUGUUCAGAAUCUGCCCGAAACCGAAACAAGAACGGCUCCAGUUUAUAGAUACUCUGCAUUUGCCAAAGAUAUUUGCUGAUAUCCGCGGCGAUUAUUUUCAUCAGGAUUGCCGAGCGUUCCUUAAUCAGCUGAAUGCUGGAAAUGAUGGGGUAUUGAAGACCCCAAAAUCAUUCCGCUUGUCUCACGCAGAGUGUGUCCUGGGGGACACAACGUCCUCCCUUACGCUUAAUCCUCCUGAUGGAGCAGACAGCCUGUGGCUUGAUUUCAACACGUCCAGCCUGUCGAUCCUCGUGAUGAUAGCAGGGGGGGAUAUCCUCUCAAUCGAAUUGGCCUUCUCAAAAGUACAGCGGUGGCAAGUUGAGAGUUCCGCAGGUGCCUUUCUACCCAUGACCCCAAUCAGAAUAUGA